CUUCCGAAUGUGGCACGUUAAUGUUAGCUUGUUCUUUUUCCUCUAAGAUGAUUUUGGAUAAAAGUUAUUUGGAUGUGACUCCACCCUCAUUUUUCACAGAGCUUUACAUGAAAGAGCAUGGGCAGGGCGAAAAGAGCCAGUGACAUCAUCCGCAGUGAGGGAGCGAGGGAGGGAGAGCAGCCGAUGCGAUUCAAGCGAGGCGUCCCGAGGCAGGAGGAGGGCUGCUGCUCAUACGCAUACAGGAGCAAGGAGCGACAUGACAACGGCACGGCGUGUGCGCGGGACGGGAUUACGCCCACCGGCUUGGAUAUAAGACUCCCACUGGAAGAUUCUCCUGUUUUCCCCCCUCCCUCCCCUUUCCCUCCCCCCUCUCCCUCCCCCAAUCCCCAACACUGAGCUUCUUCAGGUGGAUCCUCCGGGCAUGCUCCUUAAGCCAAAGUAUGACCGCUUUCGCAACGAGUCUGUGACUUCUUCCUCCGAUGACCUGAUGCAGAGCUUAGCCAUGAGCGGCAAAGUCGUGGCCACACCGGUGGUCUCCUCCUCGGCCCCCGGCCUCCCCUUGCCUCCCCUGGACUCCGGCGCCAGGUCCUCCGGUGCGGCGGCUCUGGCCGACUCGCCCUGCCUGGAUGGGGAGCAGGACGGCACCACUACCUUCUGCAUGCUCAUCCCUAAGAUGCCGCAGUGGAAGUUCUCCAACUCCUUGCUCAGCCGAAGCCCGUCCAACUCCAGCUCCAGUUCCAGCUCCAGCAAGGACUCGAGCAAAAAUGCUCAGCAAGGGUCCCCUUCCACUUCAAUGUCGUCGCACAGGCACAGCGGGGCGCCCUCGGCCAGCGGCCCCGUGGCCAGCUUGGCCGCCGUGCUCAACUCCUGUGACCCGGUGUGUGUCACCCCGUGCUCGCUGCAGGCCAUUCGCGGGCAGAGAGCGGCGGCACAGUCCGGACACGGGUUCGGGGAGAUCACGGCGAGCCCCGGGGAGUCCGGCGCCGGAGGCUCCAGGUCGGGGAUGAGUCGCAGGACCAGGGUGGAGGGCAUGUGGCCAGGCGGGGACGAUUUCAGUCAGAAGGGCAGCUUCAUCCACAAACCUUCCCAAGGAUGGCUGCAUCCGGACAAGAAGAUCGCAGGACCGGGAGCUUCUUACAUUGUCAGGUACAUGGGCUGUAUUGAAGUGCUGAAGUCAAUGCGCUCCCUGGACUUUAAUACACGCACUCACGUGACCAGGGAGGCCAUCAACAGGCUGUGUGACGCCGUGCCGGGUGGAAAAGGCGUAUGGAGAAAGAAGUCUGCAAACAAAGCUCUUCAGUCCAUCAUGGGAAAGAGCAACCUGCGUUUUGCCGGCAUGAGCAUCGCUGUCAAUAUUUCCAUCGACGGAUUGGGACUACUCAUUCCCACCACGCGACAGAUGUUAGCACAUCACCCCAUGCAGUCCAUCUCGUUCGCUUCAGGCGGAGACACGGACUCCCCCGAUUAUGUUGCAUACGUGGCAAAAGACCCGGUCAAUCAAAGAGCGUGUCACAUUCUGGAGUGCUCGGACAGUUUGGCCCAGAGUGUCAUCAGUACCAUCGGUCAAGCCUUCGAGCUGCAGUUCAAACAGUAUCUGCACAGUCCACCCAAGACUCUGACGUCUUUGGACAGGUCCUUCAGGACGGAGGAGCCGGCGUGGGGGGAGGACGACGACUUCUCCGAGCACGAUUAUUACAACAGCAUCCCGGGCAAGGAGCCUCCCGUGGGCGGGGUGGUGGACUCCCGACUGCGGCCUAGUAAAUCUCAACUAGCUCACAUCCACGCACAGCCGCAAAGCAGAGCAGCACAACAGAUGGGCUCGCCGGUAAAAAGGGAACAAGUGGCUCACCAUGCAAGUCAGCUGUGCUAUGAACUUCAGUGGGAGGCAGAUGCAAGCAGUAGCUCAGAUGGUUACCUGUGCGCUGACGGCCAGCCACCUGGGAAUAAAGACUACGAGGAGCACCAGUAUGUGAACACGCAGAGUUUUGAAAACUUGGAGUCUUUGCAUCAGGGCCCCGAUGGACAGAGAGGGGCCAGGGGGCCCGACAGUCCCAAGAAGGACCUUUUUGACAUGAGACCUUUUGAGGACGCCCUAAAACUGCACGAGGCCGGCGGUGCUGCUGGGGCGGAAGGUGUGCAGCUAGUGGAGGAUCAGUGGCCCAGCCCUCCACGGCGCAGGGCCCCCGUGGCCCCGAAUGAGGAGCAGCUUCGGCGGGAAACCUGGUACCACAGCCGAAUGAGCCGACGGGAUGCCGAGAAGCUGCUGGUCCGAGACGGAGACUUCCUUGUGCGGGAAAGCACCACCAACCAGGGCCAAUACGUGCUAACGGGCAUGCACUGCGGCCUGCCCAAACAUCUGCUGCUUGUGGACCCCGAGGGAGUGGUGAGGACAAAAGACAUGUUAUUUGAGAGCAUCAGCCACCUCAUCGCGUACCACCUGAAGAACGAGCUGCCUAUCGUAGCGGCCGAGAGCGAGCUCCACCUCAAGCAGGUGGUCAAAAGGAAACAAUGAGACAUCUGCCCACCUCGCCGCAUUGGGAUGUGUAAACGAAAUAAGGGUCUGUUUAUCCCAAGUGGACACUUGUGUGGACAUCAUUGUCGUUUUUGGGAUAUUCAUAUCAUCACCUGGUCAUGCCCAAAGGUCCCACUCAGCAUGCUGCUAUGAAGCUAAACAAAGGAGCUCCAGGAUUUCCAUGUCUCUUGUAUAGUCACACUGGCCCUGCUCUGCAAUGACUUAGUAGUUAAGUUGCACACAUGGACACAAACUUAACUGGUGGCAGGGAAAAAAACUGUUAACCUAAAACAAACCUGCAAUGAUGGACAGUCACAAUAUCCAAUAUAGUUCCAUGAAUCAUGCUUUGUUUGUAACAUAUGGUGCAUAAUCAUCAGCCACUUUAAUAGGUAUAGUAGUCAAUCUUCCAUAAAUGACUGUACAGUAUUGGAAUUUAGUCUUUACUGAGCAUUAUAAUCCUUGCGAAGGCAGGUCGAUAAGAACUUAGGUUGUGUAGGUGUACCUAAUGAAAUGACAGGUGAGUGUAUUAAGAACUCGACUCCUGUCCAACUUCAGUGCCUUAAUAACUAUGCAGUGUGGGGCUGUACCGACUCUUUUCUCCUGCAAUGCCAAUGAGUGACUAUAAAAACAUCAGGAUGCUUGUGUAUUUAGAAACGGGAAUGAAAGCUGCUCAUUUUAGGGGUCAAUAUAUAAUCAUCUUAAGUGCCCUCAGUUGCUAACUCCCUUUAGGGUCAAGUCAGACAUAUGACUUGUUUUCUUUGUUUCAGGUUCAGGAAAACAUGGUUUUGUCACAACUCUCAUUUUCUUUUCUUUCUCAGGAAUUUCUUGUCUAUGCUUCAUUUAAAACAUGCUUCACAAUAAAAGUAUUGGAAAACCG
Messenger RNA from Syngnathus acus (greater pipefish), 3389 nucleotides. It is a transcript of the gene shc2, whose product is annotated as SHC (Src homology 2 domain containing) transforming protein 2. The record is from RefSeq and is a predicted model, not a curated record. Gene Ontology annotation, biological process: cell surface receptor protein tyrosine kinase signaling pathway; intracellular signal transduction. Bases 422 to 2512 code for a protein of 696 amino acids. Lineage: Eukaryota; Metazoa; Chordata; Actinopteri; Syngnathiformes; Syngnathidae. Gene Ontology annotation, cellular component: plasma membrane. The transcript is spliced from 14 exons. Gene Ontology annotation, molecular function: receptor tyrosine kinase binding.